Molecule: messenger RNA, 2913 nt
Organism: Lathyrus sativus (Indian pea)
Lineage: Eukaryota; Viridiplantae; Streptophyta; Magnoliopsida; Fabales; Fabaceae
Source: the annotation of a GenBank genome assembly
AUGGAAUGGAACCCUCAAACUCUUCAAUUUCUUUCUGAAUGCUUCCUCAACACUCUCUCUCCGGCACCAGAGCCUCGCCGCCGCGCCGAAUCCUCCCUAUCUGAAGCAGCCAACAGUCCCAACUUCGGCCUCGUCGUACUCCGUCUCGUCGCAGAACCAGCCGUCGACGAGCAGAUCCGGCAAUCCGCCGCCGUCAACUUCAAAAACCACCUCCGUCUCCGAUGGUCAUUAGAAGAUAGUUCGAUCCUUGAAACCGAGAAGGAACAGAUCAAAACCCUAAUUGUCCCUCUCAUGCUCGCCGCUACUCCCAAAAUCCAAUCUCAGCUUAGCGAAGCCCUAGCUAUCAUCGGCAACCACGAUUUCCCCAGAGCAUGGCCCACGUUACUCCCUGAACUCGUCGCCAGUCUAAAGAAUGCAUCUCAGGCUAACGAUUACACUUCCAUUAACGGUAUUCUAGGUACUGCUGAUUCAAUUUUCGGGAAAUUUCGUACCCAGUCUCAUUCCAAUGAUCUCUGGAUUGAUUUGAAGUAUUGUCUCGAUAAUUUUGCUGCUCCUUUGCUUGAAAUUUUUCUUAAGACUGCGUCGUUAAUUGACGCUGCUGCUACUGCGGCACCACCACCGCCUGCGGCAAACCUGCGACAACUGUUUGAGUCGCAGAAAUUGUGUUGUAGUUUAUUUUACUCGUUGAAUUUUCAAGAGCUCCCUGAGUUCUUUGAGGAUCACAUGAGGGAAUGGAUGACUGAGUUCCGAAAAUACCUUACUACUAGUUACCCUUCUCUUGAGGGCAGUGGACCUGAUGGUCUUGCUCUUGUGGAUGAACUUAGGGCUUCUGUUUGUGAGAAUAUUAGUCACUAUAUGAAAAAGUAUGAGGAGGAGUUUAAGGGAUUCUUGAAUGAUUUUGCACUUGCUGUUUGGACUUUGUUGGGGAAUGUGUCACAGUCGACAAGUCGUGAUCAACUUGCUGUCACAGCUAUUAAGUUUUUGACCACAGUUAGCACCAGUGUUCACCACACUUUGUUUGCCGCUGAUGGGAUUAUACCGCAGAUUUGCCAGGGCAUUGUGAUCCCUAAUGUGAGGUUGAGGGAAGAUGAUGAGGAGCUGUUUGAGAUGAAUCAUAUUGAGUAUAUUAGGAGGGAUAUGGAAGGCAGUGAUGUUGAUACACGCAGGAGGAUUGCUUGUGAGCUGCUUAAGGGAAUUGCCACACAUUAUGGAGAUGCUGUAAAAAGCAUUGUUUCUGGGCAAAUACAGAGUUUAUUAAGUUCCUUUGCUGCAAACCCGGCAGGGAAUUGGAAGGACAAGGAUUGUGCAAUAUUCUUGGUAGUCUCUCUUUCAACCAAGAAGGCUGGAACCAGUUAUGUCUCUCCAGAUCUUGUAAAUGUACAAAGCUUUUUUGAAUCUGUGAUUGUCCCUGAGCUGCAAAGUCAGGAUGUGAAUGGUUAUCCAAUGCUUAAGGCAGGUGCACUCAAAUUCUUUACCAUGUUCCGGACUCAAAUAUCAAAACAUGUUGCAUUGAACUUUUUACCCGAUUUAGUUCGUUUCCUUGCUGCGGAUUCAAAUGUUGUUCAUUCUUAUGCUGCUAGCUGUAUUGAGAAACUCUUAUUGGUAAAGGACGAGGGAGGUAUAGCACGUUAUAGUUCGGCAGAUAUCAGUCCAAUUUUUCCAAUGCUGAUGAACAAUCUUUUCAGUGCCUUGAAGCUCCCAGAGUCUGAAGAGAAUCAAUAUGUAAUGAAAUGUAUUACAAGGGUUCUUGGGGUUGCAGAUAUACAACUUGAUGUUGCUAGAGUUUGCAUUGAGGGGUUGGGGUCACUUCUUUCUGAAGUUUGCAAAAAUCCCAAAAAUCCUAUCUUCAAUCAUUAUCUCUUUGAAUCAGUAGCCAUUCUUGUGAAGCGUGCCUCUGAGAGGGACCCAUCUCUUGUGUCUGUUUUUGAAACAAGCCUUUUUCCUAGGCUUGAAAUAAUAUUGUCCAAUGAUGUAACUGAGUUUUUCCCAUACACAUUUCAGUUGCUUGCUCUGCUUGUUGAGUUAAACAGACCACCCAUCCCACCAAUCUACAUGCAGAUAUUUGAGAUUCUUUUGUCUCCCGACUCUUGGAAAAGAGCCUCAAAUGUUCCUGCCCUUGUGCGUCUACUUCAGGCUUUCCUUCAAAAGGCACCAAAUGAGAUCAGCCAAGGGGAUAGAUUGACCAAAGUACUUGGCAUAUUUGACACACUGAUACAAUCUUCAAGCACUUCUGAACAAGGAUUUUAUGUGCUUAACACUGUCAUUGAGAGUCUUCCGUAUGAUGUUAUUAAGCCUUAUAUUUCUCACAUUUGGGCUGCUAUUUUUAGGGAGCUCCAGAAAAGGCGGCCAAUAAAACUCAUUAAGUCUCUCUUGAUAUUCAUUUCACUCUUUCUGGUUAAACAUGGUUCAUCAAAUGUAAUUGAUACUAUGAACGCCGUCCAGCCUGAUAUAUUUAGUGCGAUUUUGACCCAGUUCUGGAUUCCUAAUCUUAAGCAUAUUAUAGGAAAGAUAGAGCUCAAACUGACUGCAGUUGCUUCAACCAGACUCAUUUGUGAGUCUCCAGUCCUUUUGGAUCCUGCAGCUUCUGUGUCCUGGGGUAAAAUGGUGGACAGUAUUGUGACACUUCUUUCCCGGCAAGAACAAGAUAGGGUUGAGGAUGAAACUGACAUGCCAGAUAUUGCAGAAAAAGUGGGUUACACCGACACUUUUGUCCGACUUCACAAUGCUGGAAAGAACGUAGAAGAUCCACUUCAAGAUAUAAGAGAUCCCCGGGAAUUUUUUGUUGCUUCAUUGUCCCAACUUUGUGCACGUUCCCCUGGUAGGUACUCUAAAGUCAUCAGUGAAAAUGUAGAUCCUGAAAAUCAGACAGCACUGCUUCAACUUUGCAACACUUACAAACUCUCCUUAGUUUGA